Messenger RNA from Onychomys torridus (southern grasshopper mouse), 3069 nucleotides. It is a transcript of the gene Med26, whose product is annotated as mediator complex subunit 26. Gene Ontology annotation, molecular function: transcription coregulator activity. Lineage: Eukaryota; Metazoa; Chordata; Mammalia; Rodentia; Cricetidae. The transcript is spliced from 3 exons. The record is from RefSeq and is a predicted model, not a curated record. Gene Ontology annotation, cellular component: core mediator complex; mediator complex; nucleus. Gene Ontology annotation, biological process: positive regulation of gene expression; regulation of transcription by RNA polymerase II. Bases 348 to 2114 code for a protein of 588 amino acids.
GCGCCGACGCUGCGUGCGGCGCGGGUUACCCAGAGUGCUCAGCGCGGGGGCAGCUCACUGGAGUUUGGUUCUCGAGGCGGCGGCGGUGUUGGCGGCGGCUCCUCCGUCGGCUCCUCCUCCUCCUUCCUCGGCGGCGGCGGCGGCGGCGGCGGCGGCCCGGGGCCCGAGCUCCGGUCCCCUCCGCUUCCCUCCGUCUUCCGCCAUCUCCCCGAGCGCCCCGACCUCCUCCGGCGCCGCGGGGAACAUGCGGCUCCGUUCCCGGAGGCUGGCGAGUGACUGACCCGCGUCCCCCCGCCUCAGCCCGCCCGCCCGCCGGCCCGGCCGCUCCCCCCCGCUUCGCCCAGGCAAUGACAGCGGCUCCGGCGUCUCCGCAGCAGAUGAGGGACCGGCUGCUGCAGGCCAUCGACUCCCAGAGCAACAUCCGGAACAUGGUGACAGUAUUGGAAGUGAUCUCCAGCCUGGAGAGAUACCCCAUCACCAAAGAGGCACUGGAGGAAACACGACUGGGGAAGCUCAUCAACGAUGUUCGCAAGAAAACCAAGAACGAGGAGCUGGCCAAACGAGCCAAGAGGCUUCUGCGGAGCUGGCAGAAGCUCAUCGAGCCUGUGCACCAGAAUGAGGUGGCACUACGGGCACUGGCAGGAGCUGCAGGCUCUGCCAAUGGAGGCGCACACAACUGCCGGCCAGAGGUGGGAGUGGCCGGUGCCCCCAAGAGCAUCAAUGACCUGAAGAAUCGGAAUGACAUCCAGAGGCUCCCUGGGCAGCGGCUAGACAGGUUGGGAAGCCGUAAGCGCAGGGGAGACCAGCGUGACCUGGGCCACCCGGGGCCACCCCACAAAGUUUCCAAAGCCAGUCCUGACCCUCUAGUCCCCAAUGCAUCCCCUCUCCCCACCAACGGGAUCAGUGGGAGCCCAGAGAGCUUACCCAGCCCCCUGGAUGGCAGUGGGCACAUGAGCCCUGACAGUAGCCGCCUGGAGCCCAGCGAGAACGAGAAGCACAGCAGCAAGAUCCCCGUGAACGCCGUGCGGCCGCGUCCCAGCUCCCCUGGCCUAAGCAAGCCCCCCGUGCCCUGCCUGCAGACCAAAGCUGCGCAGGUGCAGCAGCUGGACAGGGUGGAUGAGCCGCCAGGCCCUCCCCAUCCCAGGGGUGCCUCUCGCUGCUCCUUCAGCCCCCGGAACUCACGGCAUGAAGGCUCCUUUGCCCGGCAGCGGAGCUCGUACACACCUAAGGGCCCCGUGUCCAGUCCCUCCCUACGCCCCCAACCACUGGACACCACGCAGGUGCCGUCCCCACUCCCACUGGCUCAGCCAUCCACGCCCCCUGUGCGGCGGGUGGAGCUGCUGUCCAGCGCUGAGAGCCCUGUGCACUGGCCAGAGCAGCCCGAGGGCCACCCGCGGUUAACAGGGCCAGCCUGCAGGGUUGGGUUGUCGCCAGAUUCCUCCAAGGCAGACAGUGAUGCUGCCUCUUCGGGCGGCUCGGACAGCAAAAAGAAAAAGAGGUACCGACCUCGAGACUACACGGUGAACUUAGACGGGCAGGUGGCUGAGGCAGGCGUCAAACCUGUGCGGUUAAAAGAGCGGAAGCUCACCUUUGACCCUAUGACAAGACAGAUCAAACCUCUGACCCAGAAAGAGCCAGUGCGGGCCGACAGCCCCGUAUCCACAGAGCAGCCACCUAGGACAGAGCUGGACCAGCAAGAGGCUAAGGCCAGCCUCCAGAGUCCUUUUGAGCAGACGAACUGGAAGGAGCUGUCACGCAACGAGAUCAUCCAGUCCUACUUGAGCCGCCAGAGCAGCCUGCUGUCAUCGUCGGGGGCGCAGACCCCGGGCGCGCACCACUUUAUGGCCGAGUACCUGAAGCAGGAGGAGAGCAGUCGGCGAGGGGCCCGGCAGCCCCAUGUGCUGCUGCCACUACCCACGCCCACUGACCUCCCCGGGCUCACUCGAGAGGUCACACAGGACGAUCUGGACAGAAUCCAGGGCCAGCAGUGGCCAGGGGUGAACGGGUGUGAGGACACACAGGGUAAUUGGUAUGACUGGACGCAGUGCAUAUCGCUCGACCCGCAUGGUGACGAUGGGCGCUUGAACAUUCUGCCUUAUGUCUGCUUGGACUGAGCAUCUGGCCUGGCCAUCAAGUGCAUUCCCACCUUGCAGGGGCUAGGCUGGCCAGCCAGGAGGGCGGGCACAAGGCUCGCUCUCCACCCUCCUUUUGUGAAAUGCUGCUACCAGUUUACUAACGAUUGCAAAGGAAGGGCUGCUCGGAGGGCAGACGGCAGAGGGAGUCCAGAACUAUAGUAAGCCAGCUAUGAAGCGUUAGUCCCCCACCCCAGAAGUGGUGCGGAACCCCUCUAGCACCGAAGGCGGGGACCUCAGUGGCAGGCAGGCACAGGAACCCUGUGGGAGAGGUUACCUUAACAGCAACAGACGCACAUCUCAUCUUUGCAUCUCCUGCUCUUUGGCUCUGGUAUGUCUGAGGUACAAGCCACUCUCCGGCCUCUGCCAAGCCAGUGUUUUCUUUUCCCUCGUGUUGUGCGCUAGAAGCUUCUCUGCUGUGGUGAGCCCUGGCAUCGGGCGGGUGGGCCAGCUUCACCCACACUGCACAGGUGCCCACCCAUUUGUAUAUGGUUUCAGUUCAACCCCAGUUCUUAAAGAAAUGCUGCAGAAACUUCAGUUUUCUCGUUUAUUUCAUCUUUUUCCACCUGACCACCAGCCAAAUGACUUCCUUUCUUCCUCUUUUCUUCUUCACAUCUCUAGAAAAUAUCAUCUUUCUAGAGCCCCCAACCUCACAAAGUUCCCGAGGGUGCUACUGGAGUGAGUUGCCCUGCUGGGCCCUCGAGGGGGAGCCGUCUGUUCGCUGGAAACACUCAUAACCAUUCCUUUAGAUUCGUUUGCCUUAUGGUUGUCAUAAACGCGAUUUGCAAAAACAAGGAGCCUUAGUGAAUGUACAGUACCUAGACUUCUGUGUCAGCGCAGAAGGGAGCAACUUUGCUAUUUGGUCCAGUAAGUGGACACCUUGUGAUAUAAAUGUGGAAAUAAAAAAAAAAAACAUUUGCACAAACCAGUUUUGGAA